AUGAGAUUGCUCGCUGGUCUUACUGAUGAUGCAGCAAAAGAGCUUCAAUCCUUUUCAAAAUGGAUUUUGGAUAUUGGAGAUGGAAAAAUAAAUUUGCAUAACGACGGUCAAGUUGAGAUUGACAUACCUUCUGAUUUGCUGAUAAAAAAUAGUGGAGAAGAUUCUAUUGAGACUAUGGCAAAAGAGUUGCCAGGUGAAGAGAAGGUUUACCUUAGCUCUGACAGUAUUAUCCCAUCCGAUGUUGACGUAGAAGAAAAUGUAGUAUAUUCUCCAGAGUUUUUGAACAGUGUUAAAGUGGUUGGACUGCCUAGACAUUAUUUGAAGCUGAAGGUUGGUGCUCAUAUUAUGUGUCUCUAUAACAUGGAUCUUGCAGAUGACUUAUGCAAUGGUAAUAGGCUAACUGUUACUCAGUUACUAUCCCAUGUGAUAAAAGGUAGAAUUAUAACCGGAAACACUAUUGCUGGAGACAAAGUCUGGAUUCCUAGAAUGUAUGUCAUCCCACCUGACACAAUGUUUCCCUUCAGAAUGCGUCGAAGACAGUUUCCCGUUACAUUGGCUUUCGCGAUGGCCAUCAACAAAAGCCAAGGUCAAACACUAGAAAGUGUUGAUUUGUUUCUGCCUAGGCCAGUGUUCUCUCAUGGUCAGCUCUACGUUGCACUUUCAAGAGUUAAGUCGAGAGCUGGAUUAAAAAUUCUAAUAACUGGGAGGAUGGGUAAUGAUGAGUAUGAAGAUCGAUAG
This is a messenger RNA of Raphanus sativus (radish), 738 nucleotides long. RefSeq lists its product as uncharacterized. The transcript is spliced from 5 exons. The record is from RefSeq and is a predicted model, not a curated record. NCBI's taxonomy places the organism in Eukaryota, Viridiplantae, Streptophyta, Magnoliopsida, Brassicales, Brassicaceae. Bases 1 to 738 code for a protein of 245 amino acids.